Pelodiscus sinensis (Chinese soft-shelled turtle) is the source of this 2263-nucleotide messenger RNA. RefSeq names its product sodium/hydrogen exchanger 2-like. NCBI's taxonomy places the organism in Eukaryota, Metazoa, Chordata, Testudines, Trionychidae. Gene Ontology annotation, biological process: sodium ion import across plasma membrane; regulation of intracellular pH; proton transmembrane transport. Gene Ontology annotation, cellular component: plasma membrane. Gene Ontology annotation, molecular function: potassium:proton antiporter activity; sodium:proton antiporter activity. The record is from RefSeq and is a predicted model, not a curated record.
CAGUAGCCAGCCCCAACUUGCCAGGGCAGACAGAUCCCGGGGCACAUGGAGAGGAAGAGGCUGGCAUCAGAGGCUGCAGCAAGAUGGAUGCUGGGCACUUGCCUGUGCUUGCUGCUGGGUGCUCCUGUGGUCUGUGCCCUCCAGGGACCGUUGCUGCUGCCCCCCGACGACACUGGCCCAGAGAAUGCCAGCUGGGAGUCCCAGGAAACCCACAAUAAUGAAUCCUCCGAGCACACAGUCUUCUUCUCCCUGGAUUAUCAGCAUGUGCAGGUUCCCUUUGAAAUAACGCUUUGGAUCAUGCUAGCUUCUCUGGCCAAAAUAGCAUUUCAUCUGUAUAACAAGCUGCCGUCGGUUGUGCCUGAAAGCUGCUUACUGAUAUUUGUGGGACUCAUCAUGGGAGGAAUCAUCUAUGGCUUAAAUGACAAGUCCCCACCGGUCAUGGACAGCGAUAUCUUCUUUCUUUAUUUACUGCCACCUAUAGUCCUUGAUGCAGGUUAUUUUAUGCCCAGCCGUCCCUUUUUUGAGAACAUUGGGACUAUUCUUCUGUAUGCAGUAGUGGGAACUAUAUGGAAUGUGUUUGGGAUUGGCUUCUCACUGUAUGGGAUAUGCCAAGUGAAAUCCUUUCACCUGCAAGAUAUAUCGUUGCUCCAUAAUCUCUUGUUUGGCAGUCUGAUUGCUGCAGUGGAUCCCGUAGCGGUGUUAUCUGUGUUUGAAGAGAUACAUGUCAAUGAAAAGCUUCACAUUUUGGUUUUUGGAGAAUCGCUCCUAAAUGAUGCUGUCUCAGUUGUGCUGUACAAGCUGUUUAGAUCCUUUUGUGAAAUGUCAACAAUCAAAACCGUGGAUGUAUUUGCAGGAAUUGGGAAAUUUUUUGUGGUUGGAAUAGGAGGGGUAUUGGUAGGCCUUUUAUUCGGGAUGAUUGCUGCCUUUACCACACGAUUUACCAAGAAUAUCCGUGUAAUUGAACCCCUCUUUGUCUUCCUGUACAGUUACCUAUCCUAUCUCACUGCAGAAAUGUUUCAUCUCUCUGGUAUUGUAGCCAUUAUUGCUUGUGCCAUGGGCAUGAAACGUUAUGUGGAGGCAAACAUUUCUUUGAAGUCUCACACAACAAUCAAGUACUUUCUGAAGAUGUGGAGCAGUGUUAGUGAUACCCUUAUCUUCAUCUUUCUUGGGGUCUCUACCAUUGGAGACAACCAUGAGUGGAGCUGGUCUUAUAUUUGCUUUACCAUCAUUUUCUGUCUUAUUUGGAGAGCACUAGGGGUUCUUGUAUUGACUUUCUUCGUGAACAGAUUACAUGUGAACACUGUUACCAGCAAAGAUCAGUUUAUUAUAGCCUAUGGGGGUCUUAGAGGUGCCAUCUGUUUCUCUCUGGUUUUCUUGCUCCCUGAAUUUCCUAGGAAGAAACUCUUCAUUGCAGCCACAACUGUAGUUAUUCUCUUCACUGUGUUUGUACAGGGAAUGACCAUCCGUCCUCUUGUUGACUUAUUAGAUGUGAAGAGAAAAAGAGAAAGUGCACCCACUGUGGGGGAACAGAUUCACAUCCGGUUCUUGGAUCAUUUGCUGGCUGGCAUAGAAGAUAUAUCUGGACACUGGGGACAGUAUUACUGGAAAGACAAAUUGGAAUAUUUCAACAGCAAAUAUCUUCAGAAGUUCUUACUCCGAGAGUAUGACCAGCCAAAAUCAAGUAUUGUGCUGCUCUAUGAAAAGCUAGAGAGGAAACAUGCCAUUGAGCUAGUGGAAGCAGGGCAGCUAAUUCAUGAGCCAUCCCAUACAUCUUUGCUUGACAGCCACCGAUCUACCGUAGUGGUCAAAGAAUCAGACUCUAUGAAUCCAGAUGUGCUGGAAAAUAUACAGAAAAUAUUGUCAAGAAACCUAUACCGAAUAAGAAGAACAGUCCCAGCAUAUAACAGGCAUAACCUUCCUGGAGAAAGUGGGACAGCAGAGCAGGCAAAGGAAAUCCUGAUUCUUAGACACAGGAGCCUUCGAGUCCAUAUGAACAGAAGCGACUCUGAUCACUCUAGAAAGGAGAAGGAUGACUCCUAUUCUGCACAUCAUAGAUUUGAGACAAAGCCUAAAUUAUGCCGGUCCUUAACUGUAAGGGAUCCAGAAAAAGUACCUGAUCUGAAAUGCAGCCGAUCAAAGUCUAUGACCUUCAGCUCACCUCUACAGCCUGGUAGCACUGAAUUGCUUAAGGAAGAAGAAACAGAAAAACGGUCACUUGCAGAAAUAGAAAUAUACACAAAGGAGCGAUAGAGAGAGAAGGAAG